This is a messenger RNA of Linum trigynum, 9584 nucleotides long. The record is from the annotation of a GenBank genome assembly. Lineage: Eukaryota; Viridiplantae; Streptophyta; Magnoliopsida; Malpighiales; Linaceae.
CAAGCUAAGCCAAGUAUAACUUACAUUGGCGAUGUAGUAAAGGGUUGACUCACAAGGUCGUAUUCCACUGGACGAUAGAUCUAUUACUACUUCAUAACUAAUUUACUAUCUAGCCUAACAAUGAUUGGGGGUGUUCUAAGCUAAUGGAGCAACUUUCAAGGAUUUGGUUUGAGUAUAGGAGAGGUACUUGAAGCUAGUUUACCCCUAACCCUAGAUAGACUCGGGCAUGUAUACGAUUGUGAGUUAUUUCCCUUUAUGACGUCAGAUUCCUCUUAUAUAACUACUAGGGAAAUGGUCAUGUCACCUAGAGCACUCCUAGUAGGCUUCUCAGCUCAAUGGUCAUGCAACCGAAAAAUUGCUAGAGAGGUAAGAUUGGAUUCCUACGAGGAUAACCAAGGACAAACAUAACUUCAACUCAUUGAUCAUGUAGUUCAAAUCGUGUCUCAAUUGAUAUGUGUUAUUGGCUUGACCUAAGGGGAUGGUCACCCCUCAACCUAGGGCAAGAACUAGCACUACUCACUUAUACUGAAGCAAAAUAAUGGCAUCAUUCAAUACCAAUUGGUCAUAAAUAGUGGGAGAGAAUUCAUACAUUCAUAUUAAAAACCCUAAUCAUCAAUCUAAAGGUUAGGGGUUCUUACCCCAAGCACAAAGGGGAUUGCCCCAUGGAAGAAGAGGAGAAAACAUCAAGUAAGGAGGAGGAAAUCCUUGUCUUCAUGAACCUUAGCUUGAGACUAUCCUUCAAUCUUUAAGAUGACUCCCCUUCUUCUUAUCUUCGUUCUUCAAUGGAACCAUAAGUUCCUCUCUCUAAGACUCAUCCUUUUUCCUAUGUUCAAGUGAAAGAACCACCAAAAACCCUGAAAUUUCCCUUCAAGUAGGCUCCCCUUUGUCAACUGCAGAAAAGGAGGUGUUUGUAGUGUGCUAACACUGGUCACGGCCUCGAGGGAGUGACCCAAUGGUCCAAGCUGUGACCAUCCUAGAAUGGCAUCGAAUCACCUGAAACUUCGCGUUUUCAAUUCGCCUUCAAGUUCCAAGAUCGCGGCCUCCUUUGUGAGAUCACCGUUGGGAUCUUUAGUCAUGGGCGUGAUGUUUUUCGCGGUCGAAAAGCUCCUUGGCCGUGAUCCAAGUGUCAAAACUCUUUUCCCUCUUAUUGACUGCCUACUGAAGUUCUAACCACUGUUCAUGGUCUUGAAUAUGGUCAUGGUCUGGUCAAGGUCGUGACGUGGCUGUGACCUUUGUUUUUUCUUCCCUUCUUGAUCUUAUGCUUCCGGAUCGUGCUCGGAUGAACUCCAAUAAAUUUCUGAUAAGUCCUAGAUGGCUUUAAGUGCUAGAACUUUUCAUAAAAAAAAGCAAUGAAAAAGCAUAAAAUAUUACAAAGUGGGUCGAUCUCCCCAUAAAACCUUCGUAUCAAGUUAACUCAUGCCAAAAUGGAUGAUUUGCAAAUGGGAAUGAAAAAUGGGCCUAAUCUAGCAUGAUAUGUGGCCUAGACACGAUUAUUUAGCAAUAAAAUGCCUCAAGAAUGAGGGCAAAAUAACACAUGGUUUAAGUGUUAUCAAUAUAUCAUGGGAGCUCUAAUCUAGAUAGGACUCUAUAUUCGAGUUAUCCUAUCCAGCUCAAUUGCACUACCCGGAGAGCGUAGCAAACAAUUGACCUGUGCAAUUGAGGCAACCAAAACAACUCACACAAUUGGGUGAAAACCCGGUACGACAUAAAGAAUCUAAUCACACUCGUUCAUAGACCCUAAUUGUUGAAUUCGAAAUACUUGACAGUGUCGUAUUUGCACAUGCUUGCACCCUUGUUUCUUAACCGUUUUGGCUUAAAUUUGUGGUGUGUUUGCCUAUUUUACGCUAGGUUGUGUUAUUUUGUCAUAUUUCAGGUUCUAGCGAAUAAAGGGAUGCAUAGGCGCAAGUUUCGGGUCAAUCGAAGGUCGUUUGGUCACUCAAAAGCCUCUCAAAAGUGCAGCUGAGAAUGAAAUACGGGCAGACUCCCUACAAAUACGGUCCUAAUACACGAAAUAUGCCUAUAUUCCCAAAAUUAAGGUUGUAAUUCAAAAAUUACUGCCAUUAUUUUUUUAUGUCGAGCCUUAUGAUGGGUCAGGUGCAAAAUACGGUCAAUAAUCCCAAAAAUACGCACGUAUUUCUCAGUGUCUAGCCCGUAAUUUCACUGCCGAGAGGAGCCUUGGAUGCGCUGAGACUUAACCAAAACGCGCGUUUUGGUCAAAAUACGGGCAUGGAAGAAUUACGACCGUAUUUCUGCUUGUAUUUCACCCAGAAUCGAGUUGAAAGAGGCAGAUUCUAGCCAUAGGAAGGGGAGACAAAUUUUUGAGCAGAAAACAGAGUUCUAGAGAGAGAAAGUGUAAAGAACAAACCCUAGGAGCUAUUUGGAGUGGAUUUCUCACCAUUGAAUCCCAGAUUGCAUCCCAAGGAGUGAAGAUUGACAUCACAAAGCAGAUUCUUCCCAUUGUUAUGAGUAUGACUGCUUUGUAUUCUGUUUUCCUCUCUCUCUCUCUAUAUGGAGUAGAACUUUCUCUCACUUGGGGUUGAAGAACCCUAGUUCCAUGUGUGAGGGAUCUUGAUUGUAAUGACGUUUGGAUUGAUAUACUACUUGGUUAUAAUUGAUUGAGGCAUGUUUUAUUGUGUUAAUUAAAGCCUGAUCAACUUUUCUUGAUUUCUGCUACAACCUGAGAUAGAUAGAAUCUGAUUAGGUUGUAAGAGUUUCCUCAAUCGGUAGUAGUGAAUCGGUAAUACGAGAGUUAGUCGAUUCACUGCUUUGUACUGGAAUCCAAUUCCAGUAGUGGAGUUCUGUGUUAAUUGUCUCAGCAUUCUUUAUCUCGGUGAAGACUAGUCGUCUGCUGGGUAGUCUGUCUGAGAGGGCUUGGUCAGCUUAAGAGAUUCCAAGCUACUGUCGGAUCUUCCACAGUUUAAUCAACAGUAAAUCAACCAAAGUUAAUUACGACUUUGACCUAAUUAUGGAGCUAGGGGGACUCAUUCCCCUGCUUAAAAACUUCGAACCAUUUCCUGCUUUCUUACUGCUUUUGCUUAAAAUCACAUUCACUCAACUUAGUCUGCUAGAUAAUAGAUAAUCGCGGAGUUGGCAGUAGAUCUAGACCGCGAGUUGAUAAAUAGAACUUGCCACUAUUAUGCAUUUCCGGACUGCGAUUACACUUGGUCGCAAUUUGGUGUUGUGUUUUAGCGUGUCAUGUUUUUGGCGCAUUGCCAGGGAACCUCUAGGUUAUUCUAGAAAUGUGAAAAUCUGUUGCUUUAGCGUUUUUAUUUUCUUUUCCAUCCUUGCUUUUCACUAGGGUGUUAUGUUUUUGUUGGUGCAGAUCUGAAACAUGGAUCCUCAUGGCUUCUCCAACCGUUGGGGGUAUCAACCACCAUCCGGGUGGUAUUACCCCGAGACUUCCUGGAGAAAUCAAGGAGGAGAAGACUAUGGAUUCUGGUUUCAGUACCAACCCCACUACUACGUAGAACUAGCAAACCCUUAGGAACCUCAAGAACAAUCUCCUUUUUAAGAAGAAUUCCUCCCACAACUAGAGGGGCCAUCUGAGUUGGAGUUAGCCAUGACGGCCUUCACAGGCCACUCUGCAGAGCCAUGCUACACUCCACUGGUAGAUCCGAACAAACAAUUGAGGCUUCUCGUGGAGCAUUUUGCUCGAGACACUGAAAGAUCAUGCUCCAAGAUGGAUCUUCAAAUCCAAGCCCUUGCCCCUUCUGAUCCAUCAUUUCUCCAUGAAAUUGAAGAGGUUGUUCAGUGCUCAGUGAAGCAAACAGAGUGGGUGGAGCAAGUUUGUGCACAGCCUGCUCAAGAUCACCUUUCUACAACCACACUAGAAGAGGUGGAGAAUGAUGAAGGCUUCAGGGACGUUGAGGAGCAUACAGAAGUUAUCACAGACAACUCCCGUGAUUGAUCAGGAAAGUCCUCUGGUGGCAGAUCACACCUUUCCUCAUUUAUGCUCUAACAUGCUGGGCCCGUGCGAGGAGAUGCAAGAUGAUCCGAUUUGGAAGAAGAAGAUAGAGCAAGGGUGUCCAAGGAGGUUGUGGAGGAUGAGGAAGAAAGCAAAGAAGAGGUAGUUCUUGAUAUUUUCCAAGGGGAGAGACCACAUUUUGAAGAAGGAAGGGGGGUUGAGGAAGCAAUUGGCUUCCAGGAUGAGGAUGAAGUUGAGGUGGAAGAGGCUUGCACCGGCCCUAUGUUACAUGUGAUAUCUCCACCAAACUUCUAGGAGAUGCUUGUCAAGGACCCAUUUGCAGUGUCUCUUUGCCAGACCAAGACCACAUCAACAUCGAUCCCUCUUGGUGGAUGCGAUGGUGGUCAAUCGAUGGUAUCUUAUCUGGUUUGGGGCAAUGAGACAAGAGAAGACGGGAAGGAGAGGUCUUGAGUGUGGACACUUCAUCUUCCUCAAGGGCAUGAGUCAUCUUCAUCACCUAUCACACCACCUGCUCGUGACUUGAGACUCCACAUCAUCGACGAGAACUUCAACUUCAAGGAGGUUCUGGGGUGGACCAAAGCUUAGGAGCCACCAUCCAGCUAACGACGUAAAAGAAGCGCUUGUUGGAGGGUUUGCAUUUUUUUUCCCUAUUUUUUUUUUGUUGAGUUAGUUUUGUGCUAUGAUUUUAGAGUCAAUAACUCCACCUUUGUGAGAUUUUUGUAGUGUUUGUGAUCCGACUACUCUCUCCUCCUAGAAUGCACUACCUGCCCCGUCCACCAUUUUUCACACCCUAUCUGGUAACUUCGUUCUACGUACCCUCCUCAUUUUUCCUCCAUUGAGGACAAUGUCGUGCUUAAGUGUGGGGGGUGUACAAUUAUGUAUGUGGGUGACGAAUAGUGUUUUGCUUGUCAUGGAGCCUAGUCCGUUGUCCAAAUCUCGAGAUUUGAGGGCUCCAAGUACUGAUGUUUGCAUGAUCAUAUUGGCACUGUGCGUUUAAUUGGUGAAUCGAAUGGCUUUCGAAUUGAUGCAUGAGAACUGGAUUGUAACUAAGAGAACCUAUAAUGAUGACUGAGACAUGCAGCAGAAUUGUGUAGGAGUUCAGUUUUUCAACUAUUUGCUUACCAAUUGUGACUUGGAUUUAUCACUUGCUCUUGACUGUCAUUUAUGCAUCUAGUUCAGAUAAUCAGAAUGAGAGUUAGAGCAUAUAGGUAACCAUGUGAGAUUUGAGUCUGCUCGUUUCUUUCUUGUGCGAUAGAUCCCUCUUCCAUGAUGUGUAGCAUUCACAUUGCCAUUAGCUAAGAUGAUGGAGUCAUAGGAAUAGCCCACGACCAAAUUGACUGUCCUGGUGUGUCAUACCCCCCUAGUCAGCCCCUUUGAGCCGUGUCACUUUCUUUCUUUCGGUCUACAAUGAAAAAUCACCCUUUUGCAUCUCUUAGAAGGUUCCACAUAGUGGUUUUUGCAUGUUCUCUACUGUUUCUGCUAGAAAUAAUGUGAGGGUUGGAGGUAGUUCUUAAAAGUUGGACAUGUGUUUGAAAAAUGUGCAGAGGUGGUGGUUCUCUCAAGAAAUGAAAAAAUAAAUAAAGAAAAAAAUGAAUGAAAGCAAAAGAGAACCACUACCAAAAAUCUGAAUCAUGUUCAUUAGAUAGUGUUUCUUAGCAGUCUGGCUUAGAAAUACUAACAUUAUUGUGACCUCCUUCACUCUUGUACUCUAAAGAAUUUGAUCAAUGCAGAAUGGCAGAAAGAAAGUAAGUGGUUUGAGUGACUGUAAUUGUGUUAGGUUUGGAACUGUGGAACCUUGUGUAUUGAAUUCUUCCACCACUUAAAAGGCCUUUUCCCCAUGUCCAAGACCCUAGCCAGUCAUCUGAACCUGUGUCUAAGACCUCCGGAUUAGUUAGUGGUGACACCCGAUAUGUGAACGCUAACAUUUAGAGGUUGUCGUCAUGGUGAAGAGACGUUAGGGAUUGAGAGUACGAGUAUGCACAUCUUGCAUCAAAGUUUGUCCUGACCCCACUGGUCGAGAGUUAGUGAUUCAAUUUUCAUAUUAUAUACCCCAGUGACGACCUAGAUUUCUCGGUCUUGAUUCUGAUGUCUUGAGUUUUAUGCAUGGGGUGACUAUCUUGAAUAAGUGGUUGAGUCAAGUCUAUGUUGGUUGGUGAACAGAAGAGAGACUCUUCCUCUACCCGAUUUUGCUACACUCAAAUGUCCAGGUUGCUGUUGAAGUUGUCCAUGUGUUGAUGUCUAAAAUCCAGUAUGAUUCCCGUGUUUCGUGCCUAUAUGAUAUGUCCCCAAGGGUUGCAUGGUUAAAAUGUUUUGAGCUUACCUUGUAUCUGACUUUGUUUGCUUAGGAACAAGCAAACAGUUAAGUGUGGGGGAAUUUGAUAGCGUCGUAUUUGCACAUGUUUGCACCCUUGUUUCUCAACCGUUUUGGCUCAAAUUUGUGGUGUAUUGGCCUAUUUUACGCUAGGUUGUGUUAUUUUGUCAUAUUUCAGGUCCUAGCGAAUAAAGGGAUGCAUAGGCGCAAGUUUCGGGUCAAUCGGAUGUCGUUUGCUCACUCAAAAGCCUCUCAAAAGUGGAGCUGAGAAUGAAAUACGAGCAGACUCCCUACAAAUACGGUCGUAAUUCACAAAAUACCGACUGUAUUCCCAAAAUUACGGUCGUAAUUCAAAAAUUGCUGCCAAUAUUUUUUAUGCCGAGCUUUGUGAUGGGUCAGGUGCAAAAUACGGUCAGUAUUCCCAAAAAAUACGGUCGUAUUUCUCAGUGUCGCCCGUAAUUUAACUGUCGAGAGGAGCAACGGAUGCACUGAGACUUAACCAAAGCGCGUUUUGGGCAAAAUACGGGCAUGGAAGAAUUACGACCGUAUUUCUGCUCGUAUUUCACCCAGAAUCGAGUUGAAAGAGGCAGAUUCGAGCCAUAGGAAGGGGAGACGACCUUUUGAGCAGAAAACAAAGUUCUAAAGAGAGAAAGUGCAAAGAACAAAGCCUAGGAGCUAUUUGGAGUGGAUUUCUCACCAUUGAAGCCUAGAUUGCAUCCCCAGGAGUGAAGAUUGACAUCCCAGAGCAGAUUCUUCCCAUUGUUAUGAGUAUGACUGCUUUGUAUUCUGUUUUCCUCUCUCUAUGGAGUAUUACUUUCUCUCACUUGGGGUUGAAGAACCCUAGUUUCAUGUGUGAGGGAUCUUGAUUGUAAUGACGUUUGGAUUGAUAUACUGCUUGGUUAUAAUUGAUUGAGGCAUGUUUUAUUGUGUUAAUUAAAGCCUGGUCAACUUUUCUUGAUUUCUGCUGCAACCUGAGAUAGAUAGAAUCUGAUUAGGUUGUUGGAGUGUCCUCAAUCGGUAGUAGUGAAUUGGUUAUACGAGAGUUAGUCGAUUCAGUGCUUUGUACUGGAAUCCAAUUCCAGUAGUGGAGUUAUGUGUUAAUUGCCUCAACAUUCUUUAUCCCGGUGAAGACUAGUCGUCUGCCGAGUAGUCUGUUUGAGAGGGCUUGGUCAGCUUAAGAGAUUCCAAGCUACUGGCGGAUCUUCCGCAGUUUAACCAACAUUAAAUCAACCAAAGGUAAUUACAACUUUGACCUAACUAAGGAGCUAGGGGGACUCAUUCCCGAGUGACUCUUCCCCUGCUUAAUAACUUCGAACCGUUUCCUGCUUUCUUACUGCUUUUGCUUAAAAUCACAUUCACUCAACUUAGUCUGCUAGAUAAUAGAUAAUCACGGAGUAGGCAGUAGAUCUAGACCCCAGGUUGAUAAAUAGAACUUUCCACUAUUCUGCAUUUCCGGACUGCGAUUACACUUGGUCGCAGUUUGGUGUUGUGUUUUUGCGUGUCAAUGCUCUAAAUCAACUCUAAGGAGAUAUUCUCUCACCUUGGUCAAUUAUCCCCAGAUUGAGGGAAGUGAUCAAGAAGCUUCAUUUUCCAUAAAUAAUACUAAAAUCAAUGUAUAAUCAAGAUACAGAUCAAGGCAUAGGGAUCACAAAAAAUCAAUUGCAACAUAAUAAACUAGGGUUCUACAACACCAAAGUGAAUUGGAGGACUACUCCAUAGCUAAAGUGAGAAAAACAACCAAAAUGGAGAAGACAAUCAUCAUAAUGAGAAGAUAUUACUCAUUGCUUCUUGUGGUGAUCUUGAAGUUGAAAUCAAGACUUCUAAGGUGGUGGGAAGUUCCAAUUCUCCUUAGAGGAGACUCCUCUAAGGUCUCCUUGCUCGUCACUUUAUCUCUCCAGGGUAGAAGAAGAACUCCAAUUUCUCUCUUAAAAGCCAACUCUUCCUUCAAAUCUGAUUUCUCCUCCCUUAUAUAGUUGACUCACACUAACUACAACUUCCCAAUCAUAGGCAAACAUAACUAACGACCGGGUGUAGCAUAGGAUAAGCAAAGUAAUCAAAUUAUCAAACCACGGGUUUCUAGAUGUAUCGUUACUUCAAACUAGGUAUGUUAUCUAGCCAACAAGAAUAGUGAAUAAUAAACUAAGGGGUGGUUUGCUUCGUGGAUUUGGAUGAUGGAUUUGAUACCCAAAUCCAAUCUAUCAUGGAUUUAAGGGAAAUUUAUUGUUUGCGGGUACUUUUUUAGGGACCAAAUCCUACAUAUUGAUAUGGAAUUUGGAACAUGCCAUAAAUCCAUGAUUGAAUUUUACCCAUAUACCCUCAUGAACUUUGAGUAUUUCAAGGUUGCCCUUACAUUUACCUAUUGUACAUUAUAAUUAAUCAAUCAAUUAACAACCAAAAAUAAUAUAAAUAAUCAAUUAAUGUGCAAACAUGAGUUAGAUUUUCUAUGUCCUUUCUUGUGUUCUAGUUUCCUUUGACAUUUUCAUGAAACAUGAAAUUCUUUAUUCUCCUGUUUUUAAUAUAUGUAGCUAUAUGUUAAUUUUGAAGAGGAGGACAAAGAAUUGAUAAUUGAUAUUUGUCACAUUAAAAGUUAAACUGAAUUUUCAUGUUUAUUAUUAUUGUCUUUGUGGAAACAUUAUGAUUAUUAGUACGUAUUGUCCUUGUUUUGUGUACAUAUCAUAAACAUGACAAACAAAUAGGAAAUGAUAGUAAGGUAAUUUUGGACUUUAAGUUCUAAAUUCCAAAUUCUUAAAUCCAUGAUAAAACAUUUCAACAAACAAAGGAUUGUUACAAAUCCAUAAUGCCUCAAAUCCUUGAGGCUUUAAAUUACAAAACCCUGUUUUUUAAAUUCAUAAAGCAAACGACCGCUGCUAACCUAGCUACACUAACCACUACUCUAACUAAUUAGAAGGUUAGGAGCUCACUUAGGCAUAAAUCACCCUAAUUCCAUCAUUUAGUCGAUCUUGAGCACUAUCCUUUAUUGAUUGACUCGAUACUUCUACCGCAUAGAAUUUUAUACUAGAUUUGACCCCCUAUUCGAGGUAUCCAUCCCCACUCAAUUGUGCUACUCGGUGAGGCUUACGGAAUAGCCGACAUAAGCGAUUCGUUCACCACUAAUUCCCACGAUUGGGCAAGGCCCAUUUUGGCACUACCCAAUAUGACACUAUGGAUUCUAUCACACUUGUUCACAUACCCAUAGUGAAUGAUUGGAGGUGUUUUAUUCAACGUAGGGAGAUAUCCUCUCUCCUAGAGUCAAAAGCUCAAUUGACAUGAAGUGGGAUCAAGACUCAUGCAAUUCAUCAUAAACAUCAAUCAAAUAGAUAAUAUGACUAAUCAAACAUAGGAUUUGUC